Molecule: messenger RNA, 4475 nt
Organism: Macrosteles quadrilineatus (aster leafhopper)
Lineage: Eukaryota; Metazoa; Arthropoda; Insecta; Hemiptera; Cicadellidae
Product: collagen alpha-1(XVIII) chain-like
Exons: 29
Coding region: 126-3584 (1152 amino acids)
Source: RefSeq, a predicted model, not a curated record
CGUCCGUAUUCUGCGGUGAGUUCAACGUGCUGUGUUCGAUACAAAGCCUCCUCGAUUUCCGGUUCCGGUAGUGUUUGUCUUGCCUUAUGGAUUUCAUCGUCGUUCACACAAUGCUGCACUGAGGGAUGACAAUGAUUAACAUAAGGAGUGAAGUGGUGGUUCCUGUAGUGAUUAUCUGUUGUACCUGCAUAGUUGGUGUGUCGUGUGCUUCAAGAGGCCAGGAUGUGGACAUGACAGAAAAAGACCUUCUACAGGCGAUCAAGAUCCCCUUCGAUGAUCCGACCACGGUGUUCUUUGACUACGGCCUGGAGGGGUUCCCGGCUAUGGGUCUUCGCCCUGGAUCAGACAUAAAGUCGCCCUACAGACUCUACCUUCCAGAGAGGUUCUACCCGGAGUUCUCGAUCACAGCAACGGCCAAGCUGUCCAACCGGGAGGGAGGGUUCCUGUUUGCAGUCGUCAACCCUUUGGAUACGGUGGUCGAGCUGGGGGUCCACCUAGGAGCAGCAGGGAUAGGCAUGUCAAACCUCAGUCUUCUGUACACGGAUGUCAACACUCACUACGCCUCCCAGACCAUCGCCUCCUUCCUGCUACCCUCCUCGUUCACCCGGUGGUCCAGGUUCGCCCUGAGAGUCACUGCUGAGGAGGUCACUGUCUACUACAACUGCGAGAGGUACGACAGCAUCCCCGUCAAACGAGAGCCCCAGGAGUUGGUGUUCGACAGCGCCUCCACCCUGUAUGUCGGUCAGGCGGGGCCGAUCAUCAAAGGAGCUUUGGACGGAUCCAUACAAGAACUGAAAAUCUACGGAUCACCAGGCCUGGCGGAGCUGCAGUGUGAAAACACAUUCAAGAUAGACCAAGAAGGAGGAGACGCGUAUGGCGAAGGAGAAGAAGAGAGUACGGGUAGAAUAGACUCAUACCCUCCUGUACUACCCCUACCAGAUAGCUCAGACUACAGUCCUGGAAGGAGUUUUAAAGGGGAGAAAGGAGAACGAGGACCACGGGGACCCCCAGGAGAAUCGAUACGAGGGCCCCCCGGCCCUCCAGGCCCACCAGGCCCCCCAUUUUCUGGGGGAGGUCGACUUUCCUACGGAACAGACUUCAGUGGCUCGGGAGAUGACGGGCAAUCGUAUGGAUCACAGAUAUUCGGUAUCGGAGAUGAUCUGACGGGUCCCCCUGGACCUCCUGGGAUAUGUUCCUGUAACCUGACAGAGAUGUUGAACACCUUCAGUCAUCCAGACAUCAUCCCAGGACCUCCGGGCAUCCCAGGGAUAGAUGGCAAGCAGGGUCCACCUGGGGUUCCGGGCAUCUCUGGAAGAACAGGAGAGAGGGGAGCUCCAGGUCCUGUUGGAGAGAAGGGAGACAGAGGAGACGUGGGGCCGAGAGGUCCUGAGGGACUACAGGGGCCUAAGGGAGACCCUGGAUUACCCGGAUUUCCUGGAACGCCCGGGACGCCAGGCCCACCGGGUCCACCAGGUCCUUCAGAGUUUUCCAAUCUGGAUCCUAGCUGGAAGCCGAGAUCUAUGUUCAAGGAAACUCUGAUGGGUGCUGGCUUCGAUUCGUCCGUUGGUCGACCUGGAACACCUGGACCAAAAGGGGAACCGGGAGUGGACGGGGCUCCAGGACUGAAGGGUGACAGGGGGUUCCCGGGGGAUAAGGGAGAAAGAGGAGAGGGAGGACAAAAGGGACAAAAAGGAGAGCGAGGACAUCAGGGACCUACAGGGGUACAGGGCUUCAAGGGAGAACCAGGCACUCCGGGUACAGAGGGGAGGCAAGGGAUGCCUGGCGAAAACGGUCGUCCUGCCAGCAAAGGAGAAAAAGGUGAUUCAGGCACCCCAGGACCCCCAGGUCCCCCCGGUCCGCCAGGAGUUGUUCCUGCAGGAUUUGAUCUGGAACUGACAGGAUCUGGCCUGGGAUCUGCUGCAGAAUUCGGUAUGAAAGGGGAGCCAGGACCAAAAGGAGAGAAGGGUGAGGCUGGUGAUAAGGGAGACAGAGGAGAGCUGGGCCCGAGUGGUCCAUCUGGAAUACCUGGAUCUGUUGGAUCUCCGGGUCCGGCAGGUGAGAAAGGUGAACCAGGAUCUCAAGGACUCACAGGUCCUCUUGGACCUGUGGGAUCCAAAGGGGAGAAAGGAGAGCGAGGACCUCCAGGUACAGCGAUGUCAGGAGAGGAGGGAGAGUUUAUCACAGUCAAGGGAGAAAAAGGGGAAAGAGGCAAAAGGGGAAGAAGAGGGAAACCAGGACCUCCAGGGCCGAUGGGUCCUUCGGGAAAACCAGGUCCUAUUGGGGAGAUGGGUAUUCCUGGGUUUACGGGGCUCCCUGGUAGACCAGGAUUGCCAGGAGAAAGAAUGAUAGGCCCUAAAGGAGAUAAAGGUGAACCUGGACAAGUAUUAGACGUGAUAAAAGGUGAGAAAGGAGACCCUGGCAUAGAUGGGAAGGCGGGACCCCCAGGCCCUCCUGGAAUGCCGGCCCCCGGGACAAACACGCAAUACCUCCCUCUACCAGGCCCACCCGGGCCCCCAGGACCCCCUGGACCUCCUGGGAUGCCGGGGAUUGGCACGAAGGGAGAGCCUGGACCCCCAGGUCCUCCUGCAGGCAGACAUGUGUACGGAGAAGCGGUCCAUCAUCCUAGACAAGGACACCGUGGAAGUUUAGACGAACUCAAGGCUCUUAACAAUCUCCACGGCGCGAGAGAAAAGUUUGAAAGUUCCUACAAAACGACGGAGGCAGGAAAGGACGAAACUGUAAGGAUAGUGCCUGGAGCAGUCACCUUCAAAACAUUACAGGACAUGGCCACGACCUCACUAAUGUCACCAGUGGGAACGCUAGCAUAUGUUAUAGAUGAAGAAACUCUCCUGGUGAGGGUGAAUAACGGCUGGCAGUAUCUUUUGCUAGGACAGCUGGUGCCUAUCAGUCAGGAGCCUGACGUUGCGCCUCCACCCUCCGUCCCCGUGGAACAUCCCAGACCUCCCCCUGAGGCGUCCAACCUCGUAUACCACAACCUGCCUAUGGACAGCCCUGACAUCAGUGUGCCCGAGCCUAGAGUGCUGCGUCUAGCUGCCCUCAACGAGCCCUGGUCCGGCGCCUUGGGCGGACAGCGAGGCGCAGACUACGCCUGUUACAGACAGGCGCGGAGGGCGGGGUUGGGCGGAACCUUCAGGGCGUUCCUGACGUCCAGGGUGCAGGACCUGGAGUCUAUAGUCCGUGCCUCCGACAGGGGCCUGCCAGUCGUCAACAUCAAGGGAGAUGUUCUUUUCGACUCGUGGAAGGAGAUUUUCUCAGGAGAUGGCGGAUACUUUUCCCAGCCUCCUAGAAUAUACGCCUUCAAUGGCAAAAAUAUUAUUACGGAUAUAAAUUGGCCCCAGAAGUACUUCUGGCACGGGUCGCGCCCCUCCGGCGAGAGAGUACCGGAGUCUUCCUGCGGUGUUUGGGAGACCGACGACCAAGGCAAGUCUGGACUAGCGACAUCGCUGCUAUCAGAGAGACUGCUAGGCCAGGAGUCGCUAUCGUGUAGUCACAGGUUCGCCGUGCUGUGUAUAGAGGUCGCAAGCAGCUCCAAGCGACGACGCCGUUCUAGUGCGGACGAAUAAGUAGACUCUGCCUAGUGCGGAACCUUUUGUACCGAUGCGUUUUGUACUUUUUUAUUUGUUAGGUAGGCGGAAUUUAAUUUAGAGCCAGUAUUAGUUUCGUAAUUAGAUUGUUUUUAAAAGAAAAUUUUAGAAUAAAUUUGAUAUAAAUUGAAGUUAUUUAUUCGCGGUUAUCUGACAAAGAUAACCCCAUAUGAAAAUAAUUUUGUUAUAGCAAGAAUACAUUGAAUUUAGUUUUAAACUAUAUUUUACCCAAUAUUACAAAACAUGGGCUUUGUUAAUAUUUUACAAUGGAAAUCGAAAGUGAACAAUUUUAUUUAUUAUCUAGCUACAUUUUAUCCUAUUAUUUCAUCAUUAUUUAAAAAGUUUAUACAACGGUUCACGACCUAAAACCAUUUCUAAACAAAGCCUAAUUAGUUGUGUAGGUUAACCUUAAUUUAUACCCUGUUAAGUUUCAUUUAUAAAUACAUUGUAUUAAACGUAAAAGACCACUAAUAACACCAAACUACACUGUGUCUAUAGCAGCUUUCAAAAACAUCACCAAUUAAUACGAUUUUAAGUAUUUAAUUUUAAGUUUAGGUUCACGUGUAAAUAUUAUUUAAGGGCAUAUUGUAUAUACAAUUGGUCUGUCUUGGACAUGUGUUAAAGAAGGGUUUAGUUUUAACAUGUUUAACACAUUUGACCACCGUUUUACUUUAAAGUAAAUCUCUGCUAAUUGAAAUAUGCAUUUAGAAACUGUAUGUCUCUUUAUGUAAUGUUUUAAUAUGUAUAAAGUGUAGAGUUGUUUUCGGUGAUUUUGAACUUUAAAAUGGUGCCAACUAGAUUUUGUUUAAGAGAUAAAAAUGUAUAAACCGUAUGUAUUUCAAUACCAUUAUCUGAAUUUUGACUUGAUUG